AUGGAACAAAGAGGAUGCGGGGCAUGGCGGGAGCGACGGCAGUGGGUUGUGUUCAUGGUUGCUUUGGUUCUCUUUUGGAGCGGGACUUCAGCUCAGAUAAGAUACUCCACCUCUGAAGAGCUCAAGGAAGGAACUGUCGUGGGGAAUGUAGCUAAGGAUUUGGGAAUAGAUCUGAGCACAUUGAAGGAUAGGGGAUUUCGAAUCGUAUCUGGCUCGACUGAUCCCCUUUUCCAGGUAAACCAGAAUGACGGCAUAUUGUACGUGAACCAAAAAAUAGACCGAGAAGAGGUGUGUGAACGGAGCAGCGUGUGUUUGAUCAACCUGAAAACCGUUCUAGAGAACCCGCUGGAGAUCCAUUAUGUCGCGGUGGAGGUGUUAGAUGUGAACGACCAUUCUCCCAGCUUUCCCGAGACAGAGAAACGGUUAGAGAUUUCAGAGUCUGCGGUACCUGGGGCUCGAUUUCAGCUUAAUGCUGCUCAUGAUCGAGAUGGAGGCAGUUAUUCUAUGCAGCAGUAUAAACUCAGCCACAAUGAUCAUUUUCGUUUGGAAGUUAAAGAUCGAGGUGAGGACCGCAAAACCCCUACUUUGAUUUUACAGAAGGCGUUAGAUAGAGAGGCCAUACGGAGCCAUAGAUUACUGCUCACGGCUAUUGAUGGAGGUAAACCUCCUAGAUCUGGAGACAUGAGAAUAACUGUAGAUGUAUUAGACGUAAACGAUAACACCCCUGUCUUUACUAAGGAGGUAUACUCUGUAACGCUGAAUGAAAAUGCCCCUUUAGGCACAACAGUCAUACAGAUGAACGCGACUGAUUUGGACGAAGGUUCAAAUGGUGAAAUAAUGUAUUCUUUCGCCAACGACGUGGGCGGUAGAGUACGGAAACGUUUUGAUUUAGACUGCAUUACCGGGGAAAUAAUUGUAAAGGGUGUUAUUAAUUUCGAGGAAAAUAACAGUUUUGAGAUUGAUAUUCAGGCAUCAGACAAGGGGACAGCUCCUUUGACAACUGACAAAACUAUUAUUAUCCAUGUAAUUGACGUUAAUGACAAUGCACCGGAGAUUGAAGUGACAUCUUUCUCUAACGCAAUCCCUGAGGAUUCCAAACCCGGAACUACUGUGGCACUGAUCAGUGUUAAUGAUUUGGACUCUGGUCUCAAUGGCAAAGUUCUUUGCUCGCUACUUGAAGAUGUACCUUUCAAACUAAUUCCCUCUUUACAAGAUAACAUGUAUUCUGUAGUCACCAAGUCACCACUAGAUAGGGAGAAACAGUCUGAAUAUGAUCUAACAAUAGUAGCCAAAGACGCAGGGGAACCGUCCUUGUCAUCUGUAAAGACUAUCAGCGUUGUUGUAUCAGAUGUGAAUGAUAACAGUCCAGAGUUUUCACUGAGUCCUUAUGCUUUCUAUGUCACUGAGAAUAACAUCCCCGGCGCCUCAGUAUUUUCCGUGAGUGCGUCAGAUCCUGACAUGAAUGAAAACGCACAUAUUUCAUAUCAUAUUUCGAGAGAUGGUGGCGAGGAAAACAUACGGGCGUCUUUUCUCAACAUAAACUCGGAAAAUGGGAACAUUUUGGCUCUAAAAAGCUUUGACUUUGAAACUUUAAAAAUAUUCAAUUUCCAAGUUGUAGCUACAGACUCUGGAAGUCCGUCACAAAGCAGCAACGUCACAGUGAACGUGUUCAUUCUGGAUCAGAACGACAACGCUCCAGUGAUAUUGUAUCCAGUCAGCGCUAACGGUUCUGCUGAAGGUGUGGAGGAGAUUCCCCGCAAUGUGAACGCAGGCCAUUUGGUGACUAAAGUGAGAGCCUAUGACGCUGAUAUAGGAUAUAACGGCUGGUUAUUAUUUUCACUGCAGGAAGUUACUGACCACAGUCUCUUUGCUUUGGACCGCUAUACGGGACAGAUAAGGACACUACGGUCAUUCACAGAGACAGACGAGGCUGAGCAUAAACUGGUCAUACUGGUAAAAGACAAUGGGAACGUUUCACUGUCAGCAACAGCUACUGUGAUUAUCAACGUUGUGGAGCCCAAAGAGGCUUUUGCAGCUUCUGAUGUUAAAAGUUCAGUAAAAGACGAGGAGGAGAACAGCGUUACAUUUUAUUUGAUCAUUACUUUGGGGUCAGUUUCAACGCUUUUUCUCAUCAGUAUCGUCGUGUUGAUUGUAUUGCAGUGCUCCCAACCCACAGACUAUUCCUCCAAGUAUUUACAAGAUGUGAAUAACGACGGGACACUGUGCCACAGCAUCCAGUACAGAUCCGGAGACAAACGGUACAUGUUAGUUGGACCCAGAAUGAGUAUAGGUUCGACUAUAGUCCCGGGCAGCAAUGGAAAUACUCUAGUGAUACCCGAACAUAGGAGGAGAGCUUCUGGAGAGGUAAGAAGUUAA
This is a messenger RNA of Salvelinus namaycush (lake trout), 2376 nucleotides long. Its product is annotated as protocadherin alpha-3-like. Gene Ontology annotation, biological process: homophilic cell-cell adhesion. Gene Ontology annotation, molecular function: calcium ion binding. The transcript has a single exon. The record is from RefSeq and is a predicted model, not a curated record. Bases 1 to 2376 code for a protein of 791 amino acids. Gene Ontology annotation, cellular component: plasma membrane. NCBI's taxonomy places the organism in Eukaryota, Metazoa, Chordata, Actinopteri, Salmoniformes, Salmonidae.